Penicillium diatomitis is the source of this 2568-nucleotide messenger RNA. RefSeq names its product putative translation elongation factor EF-1 subunit. The transcript has 5 exons. Bases 1 to 2568 code for a protein of 855 amino acids. Lineage: Eukaryota; Fungi; Ascomycota; Eurotiomycetes; Eurotiales; Aspergillaceae. Gene Ontology annotation, molecular function: GTPase activity; GTP binding. The record is from RefSeq and is a predicted model, not a curated record. Gene Ontology annotation, biological process: translation.
AUGUCGAGACACCGCGUCAAGGCAGUCGGCUAUGACGAUGACGACUUUGAGGAUGAUGACGGAUAUGUUUCACCUGAUCCUGAGGAGCAGGAGUUCUUACAGCAGUGCACAGCUUCUGUGCAAGCGGAACUUCGUGCGGGGCAACCUGCGGUGACGGCUACGACCCAGGAAAUCCAUGAUGCACUUUGGCAUUAUUAUAAUGAUAUUGAGAAAUCAGUCAAUUACUUGAGAGGCAAGAAGGAAAAGGAGCUGAAGAAGACGCAAGCUCCAGCUGCGCAGAAGAACAAGGGUCAGAUGGGUCUGCUAGUGCCAGGAUUCCCCGCGCCGAUACCCGAUGACUCGAAUAUCUCGGUCACUGAAUUCUUUCGCGACUGCCCUUGGUUGAAUGUCCCUGCACACCGCAAGGCUGAUAUCCUGAUUCAACCACUUUAUCCACGGCUUGGACUCUUGGGCGGUGCACCAGAAGCGGGUGGUAAAAUGUCAAAGCUUGCUGCUCUAGCAGCAGCAAGGAAGAAGAAAGAGAGCGAAAAGUCGACGGGGAUACCAGAAACUCCAUCCACACCCAGGCCUUCAGAGCGUGCAGAAGGUCAGACGCCCAAGCCGAGUGACACGCCUUUGUCUCUCAGUGAGAGACUGGCGGCUAGCAAGCUGUCCAAGACUUCGGAAUCAAGUGGUGGGCUCCGGCGGCUUGGCAAAGCCUGUACGUCUACAUCUUCGCCAGCAAGACGGCCAUCCGCACCGGUGCCCAGCAAGUCUCCCGUGCAUGCUGAGCCUGAACGAGAUUCUGAGCCAGCGGAGCAGAAAGCAGCGGAAGCUGCGCCUGAACCUGAACAGGUAGUGCCCAGCAUUCGGGCCCCUCCAUCUACUUUUGCCAGUGUCAUUCUUGGUAGCACUGCCGGACCAACAGUUGCUGAGCCCAGCCAUGUCAAAUCAACCAAUGUGGACAUUCUUGAAAUCUACGGCCAACAACAUGCUGAACCUUUUGACUUCACAGGUCCCAGCCCAGACGAUGUGGUGAUGAAUGCACAGAGCACAGCAAAAGGUUUCAAAGCCAAGCCUAGCACUUCUAAGACAGCGGGCGGCCAAAAAGGGCAGGCUGACAUCGCCGGCGGUAUGAAGGACCUUUCCGUUGAAGAAAAGGUCACGGUCAAGAGCAAGAAUCUCGACGUCUUGGCGGAGUAUGGCAAGUCGACCCGCAAGAAGUCAGCUAACUUUGUGGUGAUCGGGCAUGUCGAUGCCGGUAAGAGUACGCUCAUGGGUCGACUUCUGGCAGACCAGGGAGCUAUCGACCGUCGUACUUUGGAUAAGUACAAGAUCGAGGCAGAGAAGAUUGGGAAGGGAUCUUUUGCUCUCGCCUGGGUUCUGGAUCAGGGCUCUGAGGAACGUGCACGAGGUGUGACAAUUGACAUCGCGACAAACAAGUUCGAGACCGAGAACACUUCGUUCACCAUUGUCGAUGCCCCAGGUCACCGGGAUUUCGUUCCCAACAUGAUCGCUGGUGCUAGUCAAGCGGACUUUGCUGUCCUAGUCAUCGAUUCGAGUGUUGGCAAGUUCGAGUCUGGCUUAAAGGGUCAAACCAAGGAGCAUGCUCUUCUGGUCCGCAGCAUGGGAGUCCAAAAGAUCAUCGUGGCUGUUAAUAAGAUGGACGCGGUACAGUGGGACAUUGAGCGAUUCCAGGAGAUCGAGCAGCAAAUCUCGGCGUUCUUGACCACUGCUGGAUUUCAGCCCAAGAACAUCUCCUUCGUGCCGUGUUCCGGAGUCCUUGGCGAUAACAUCACACGUAGGAGUGAGGAUCCCAAGUCUGCCUGGUACCAAGGUCGCACACUGAUUGAGGAGCUCGAAACCUCAGAGCGAUUUACACAUGCUCUUGACAAGCCACUCCGCAUGACCAUUGGCGAUGUCUUCCGUGGCGGUGUUCAAACCCCCCUUUCAAUCUCUGGUCGUCUUGAUUCUGGCAGUCUGCAAAUGGGUGACCAGAUCUUGAUCAUGCCCAGCGGCGAAUCUGCACUUGUUCGAAGCGUUGAAGUCGACGGUGAGCCUAGUGACUGGGCUGUUGCAGGCCAAAACGUGGUCCUGAAUUUGGCCAACAUUGACCCGAUCCAUCUGCGCUCAGGAGACGUGGUUUGUCGUGCAUCAGCGCCCAUCAAAACGACCACCACGUUCACGACCAAGGUUCUUGCCUUUGAACACUUGAUGCCCAUGCAGGUGGAUGUUCACCGGGGUCGCUUACAUGUACCUGGUCGCAUCAGUAAGUUGGUCGCCUCGCUGGAUAAGGCUUCGGGUGCGACACUCAAGAAGCGGCCUAAGGUUGUGGCGCCCGGGACCGUUGCACGGGUGGAGGUUGAGCUGGAUCAGGCGGUACCUUUAGAGGCGCCCACUCGCGUUGUGCUACGUGCGGGGGGGGAAUACAGUGGCCGCGGGUUUAUUGGAAUAAAGUUUCCAUGCAUGAAGCGCGCAAUUUUGCAUCAAAGACAGGGCGUCAAAACGUGUCGUUUUGUAGUUGGAUCACUGUUUAUACGUUCGAAAUCUAGCAUGCUCAACAUGAUGGAAAAGAGAAAGAGGCUAUGA